AUGGCCCAGCCAAAUGCCGAGCCGGUCGAGGAAUACGACUACGAGUCGCUGCCGCCAAACUUCUCCCUCGCCCAGAACAUGGUUGCUGGCGCCUUCGCUGGCAUUGCCGAGCAUACCGUUAUGUAUCCCGUCGACGCGAUCAAGGUGCGCAAUAACUUCUUCGGCCCGUCGCUGGACCUGAAGCUGAUCUAUCCAUCGCAGACACGAAUGCAGAUCAUAAGUCCCUCGUCCAGCUCGGCCUACAAAGGCAUGAUCGAGAGUACAAUGCGCAUAGCCAGUGGGGAAGGUGUUCUGAAGCUAUGGAGAGGCAUGUCCAGUGUUGUAGUAGGAGCCGGACCUGCACACGCUGUCUACUUUGCUACAUAUGAGGCUGUAAAGCACCUGAUGGGCGGCAACCAAGCCGGUGUCCACCAUCCUCUUGCGGCAGCCACAAGCGGAGCUUGCGCGACGAUAGCCAGCGAUGCGCUGAUGAAUCCCUUCGAUGUCAUCAAGCAGCGCAUGCAGAUCCAGAACUCGAGCAAGAUGUACCGCUCCAUGCCCGAUUGCGCACGAUACGUCUACAGGACUGAAGGCUUAUCAGCCUUUUACGUCUCCUACCCGACCACCCUGUCGAUGACCGUCCCAUUUACCGCUCUCCAGUUCCUUGCCUACGAGUCCUUGUCCACCGCCAUGAACCCGAGCAAAACAUACGAUCCCUUCACACAUUGCACUGCGGGCGCUGUGGCGGGUGGGUUCGCCGCUGCGCUGACGACACCCAUGGAUGUUGUCAAGACCAUGCUACAAACCCGAGGGACAGCCACCGACCCCGAGCUAAGAUCGGUGAAUGGGUUCGUCUCAGGCUGCAAACUGGUGUACCAGAGAGAAGGAUUCCGCGGUUACUUCAAGGGUGUUCGGCCGAGAAUCGUAACGACAAUGCCGAGCACCGCCAUCUGCUGGUCGGCUUACGAGGCUUCCAAGUAA
Messenger RNA from Anthostomella pinea, 960 nucleotides. The record is from the annotation of a GenBank genome assembly. Lineage: Eukaryota; Fungi; Ascomycota; Sordariomycetes; Xylariales; Xylariaceae.